Molecule: messenger RNA, 5373 nt
Organism: Pecten maximus
Lineage: Eukaryota; Metazoa; Mollusca; Bivalvia; Pectinida; Pectinidae
Product: carnitine O-acetyltransferase-like
Exons: 15
Coding region: 195-2009 (604 amino acids)
Biological process (GO): carnitine metabolic process, CoA-linked
Cellular component (GO): peroxisome
Molecular function (GO): carnitine O-acetyltransferase activity
Source: RefSeq, a predicted model, not a curated record
CACUUGGCAUAAUGCAAUGGAUACUGUAUGAUAUAGUGCAGGGACUCUUCUGCUGAUGAUAAAAUACAGGGGCUUGAAGCUGUUUAUGAUACAAUAUAUACAGUAUUGAUGACAAUUAGAGAUGUUGAGAAUUUGACUCCGUCUCUUCAAAGUCCCGAGGUAUAGUGAGAGUUGCCCAGUGUACAUCCACUGCCAUGACACGACCACCUCCAGGAAAGAUGUUCUCCCUCCAGGCCUCACUGCCCCACCUCCCAGUGCCACCUCUAGAUCAGACCCUCAACAAGUACCUCAAGUCUGUCAGGCCCCUGCUCACGGAAGAGGAAUUCAAGAACACAGAACAGAUAGUACAGGAAUUUAGCAGAAAUCCAGGACCCAAACUUCAGACACUUUUAGAGCACAGAGCAAGUCAAGAAGAUAACUGGCUAUCAGAAUGGUGGAUGAAGACAGCCUACCUUGAGUUUCGCUCACCUGUGACUGUAAAUGUCAGCCCGGGCAUAGUAUUCCCACGUCAGAGUUACAGAGACAAGGAAGGACAACUCAGAUUUGCAUCGACAUUGAUUGCUGGUAUUUUAGAUUUCAAGCUCAUGAUUGACAAUCAGACUCUACCUGUGGAACGCAUGGGUAAAAACCCCUUGUGUAUGACUCAGUACUACAAGAUAUUGUCUGCCUGUCGCACACCCGGCAAGAAAUGUGAUAGCUGGACCUACUACCCUCCUGACAAACCUAACGCCCCAAAACACAUCAUAGUGGCACACAACAAUCAGUUUUUUGCCUUAGAUGUGUAUAGUGGUGAUGGCCAGCCCUUGUCUGAAGCACAGAUCUACCACCAACUAAAGAGUUUGGUACAGGAGUCUGAACAGGUAGUGCCACCUGUUGGACUCCUCACCACUGAAAACAGGUCCACCUGGGCCAAAGCCUACAGUGAAUUAGCAAAUGAUAAAGACAAUAGUGUCAGCCUGGACAGGAUCAAACACAGUAUCUGUUUAGUGUGUCUGGACAGCAACCUGCCACAGGACAUGAGUGAUGAGCGAAGUGUGGCUGCACGACAAAUGUUACAUGGUGGAGGUGAUCGUCUAAACUCAGGCAAUAGGUGGUUUGACAAAACACUACAGUUUGUGGUUGGGAGGGACGGUAUCUGUGGAUUAACAUACGAGCACACAUCAGCAGAAGGGCCUCCCGUUGUCAUGUUGCUUGAUCAUGUUGUAAAAUAUUGUUCUGAAAAUAAAUCAUCUGGAUCCGAGUCCCCAGCCCCAACAAGUCCCAACAAGCUGAAAUUUAACCUUAGUACAAACAUCAAAGACAUGAUUGCCACAGCCCGGACACAGCUGGAUGUGCUGGUGGACGAUGUUGAUCUCAAUGUGUUCGUGUUCAAAGAUUAUGGUAAGGACUUUCCUAAGUCACAGAAGAUGAGUCCUGACAGUUUUCUUCAGAAUGCUAUACAGCUUUCAUACUACAGAAUACACAACGAGCCAGCACCUCACUACGAGACUGGUACACUGCGCAUGUUCCACCUGGGGAGGACAGACACUAUCCGCUCAUGUUCUGAAGCCUCUCUAGAAUUCUGUAAAGCUUUUGUGGAUGACAAUACACCCAAGGAGCGCAAAGCAGAGUUACUCAGGAAAGCUGUGCAGGCACACAAAAGCUACACCAAUGAGGUGAUACAAGGUAAAGGGAUUGAUCGUCAUCUCAUGGGGCUAAAACUGGCCGCAAUAAAGAACGGCAUGAAUGUACCAGACCUCCACAUGGACAUGGCUUAUAACCUCAGUACGCACUUCAGAAUGUCCACGAGCCAGGUUCCAGCACACUCGGACUCAGUACUGGUAUUUGGCCCUGUUGUCCCAGAUGGCUAUGGUGUGUGUUAUAAUCCACAGGAAACACAGGUACACUUCGGAGUAUCUGCCUUCAAUAUAACUCCAGAAACUAACUCCAAGAACUACAUAAAUAUGUUGAGAAAGACACUACUGGAGAUGAGAGACUUAUUCCAGGGCUCUAUGCAGUCCAAGCUUUAACGUAUUCAGUCUCUGCCUAUCAUAAAUUGCUGCUGAAUCAGAGUGAAAAUUAUUUGCAAUUUUUGUGCACGAAGCCACCUGAGCUGUAUAUACAGUGAUUAACUGUGAGUUAAACCAGCCCGUUAGUUUGUAAAGUUUAAAUCAGUUGUUGUGUUUUAGCUUCACCCUACCCAAAGGGUAAAUGGAAUUAUGUCCUGGUGCUACGUCCAAUGUCUGUCCAUCCUCCAGUGGAAACCUUCUCUUUAAACACAUUUACCAAUUAAAAUGCUUAAAUUACGAUACAGGACCAACAAUAUGGCUGAAAUAUGGGCCAUAUACUUUGUUCACCUGAAUGACCUUCACCCACUUUCAAGGUUAGAUGGGUCAGAUGUGCUGACAUUCAACAAUAUCUUCUGGAUAAUCAAUAAAUGCUCAAGGUAAUAGUUGAGUAGUAACAUAUACUGGAAUAAGUGGUAACAAGUUUUGGACUCACAUGAACAAUCUAUAAAUCAGUGAAAGUCACAUAAAUAUAUUGUUCAUGAUAAAAUUCAUGACAGAGUCUAAAUGGUAACAGGUGAGCAAUGACCCUAUAUAUUGACCUUUGGUUUUUACAGUGUUUGAGUGAUAUUGUAGAAAAACUUUUGACUUUCUAAAAUCAUUCCCAUAGAAAUAUCUCAAUUGUGUGUCUGGAUUGAAGUAAAGAUAUAUAGUCCCUAACAUUGAGAUUAUUAUCAGACUAUGUAACACUUACAGCAUUCAUGAAAAUAUAUCAGUAAUUUAUUCCCUAUGAUAAUUUGACGUUUAAGUGAUUCAUUGUUUGUUGGUCAUAACAGUCUGAAAAUCUUGAAACGUGCAUGUGAACUGUUAAGUGUAUACAAGGAUAGGUGAAGUCAUAUCUACCAGAUAGGCAUGGACAAGUUGAAAGCUCUUUAAACAGUGCACUCUACCUUAAAUUAAACAUUCAUUCAUGUACUUUACCUGGAUGUCACAUGACAAGAAUACUGGGUAUAUGUAUUAAGUGUCCUUUUUAACAUUAAACAAGAUUCAUUUGGAAGUUUUCUGAAGUUUUAAACAUAAUGCCUAGUAUAGAACAAGGUUGUAAAGUUCUUGAGAAUGUAUACAUAAAAGUAAUUUAGUCUACACAAAAUGUCUGUACUUCCAAGUAAGAGGGUUCCUAGCUGAAAUUAGACUGGACAACAAAACAACUUGUAUCCUGAUAUAUCAUACCCCCAUUAUAUAAGAGGUGACUGGACAGGGAGAUGUCUACAUUACCCAUAUCCCCUCCCAUUUAAUCUUACAAGUGAAAUACAACAAAACUAUUUUCCAGUUUAAUAGGAGUUGGGAAUCUGUAUCAUGGAAUCUCGGACUAUGAAUGGUGCAAGUACCUAAAGGUACAAAAUUUAAACCUAGUCUAGUGUUAAUGCUUCUAAAUCAUUUCAGCAUAAUUCGUGUUAAUGAAAUCUGAUUGAAAUCGCAUUAAUAUUUCUUAAUAUGUGUUCAUCCACUGUCUUCAAUGCUUGCACUUGUAAAUAGAAUUGAAAUAAAAAAAAAAGGUGUAUAAAUGAUACAAGAUGUGUGACCUUGUAUCAAACAUUGGUGAUGAAAACAUUACUUAAAUGUUUCUAGUUCAAUUUCUCAAACUCUGUAUGAGUUAUCAUGGUCGAAGUUUGAAGAGAGAUAAUAUUGGAUUGUCAUAGUCGAUGUUUAAUGGCAUAUUCUGCAGCUAUGAUAAAAUAUAUAUACUGUUUUAAUAUGCUGAUAGGCUAUAUAAGGGUCGGCCUUCACAUUGUGGUCUACAAUAUAUGUAAACCCCUGCCUGCUCUGUAGUUACACUCCCUCUAGAUCUGCCAAUAUCAUUUUAGUGCUGCCUUGACCCCUCAACUGGAAUAGCAUUAAGGUGUGUUCUGGUACAAAAACAACAUACUUGUGAUGAUGAGAGAUUUGAUAUUUUUUAUCAAACUCAUAUUUGUACCACUGACUUAAGCUUGUAUAAGACAUAAAUCCAUGGCUGUACUAGAUAUGAAACAUUUCAUUUUUUAUGGAUAAUGUAAGCACCCUUUAAUUUCUGAUUACAAAAUGUAUUCACUGACAGUUACAUGUUGUUAUAUACUGGAGCAGGAUGAUCAUAUGACUGUGGUGGUUGUAUACUUAAGUGGGUUGAUUACGAUGCUCAUAAUGGUGCUGGCUGUGCCCCAAAAAUGCAUUUUAACCUGGAUGUUUCAGUUAUUUGUUGCUAUUUAUUAAUUGUUAUGAUUUAUAUUGUAUAACAUGGUGUUAAUGAGGAAUGCUUCAAUGGAUCAAAAUGAUCUUUUCUAUAAACACUUUAUAGUUUUACAAAAUUUAUAUACAUGUAAUUAUACUUUCAUAAACAUAUAAUUUCUCAAUGAAUGAGACACUAUUAAAUGACGUAUUUGUUUUUACCACAAGAGUAACACUGCAGAUAUCAUCUAUAACAUACUCUGUAAUUAAUGAUACUCUGUAUUAAACGUAUCAUCAGUAGGAAACCUUUUCCCUUGUUAAAAAUAACAACUAGCAUAUACUUACAUUUCAAAUGUUCUUCUGGUCAUUAGGGCCCUGUGCAUUAUUGAAUAGCCUGGUUACCUUAAUGACAUAUAUUAAGUGUGAUAAUAUAUGGUAAUCAGAAGUAUAUAUACAAUGUCAUAAGCCGGUCCGUUUCACCAAUGUUUCUUUGCGAACACAAAUUGUCGUUUCCUUCAUCAAAGACCUACAUGUAAGGAUGUUUUCGAUGAGGGAUCUUGGUUGGUGAAGGAAGCAACUCUUUUUAUUCGCUCAGAAGUUACGUACUCUGUAUUGUUUAACAGAUUUUAGUAAUUAUGAUAACCAAUAAUUAUUUGUAAAAAGAGAAUGUGUUUUGAUUGUGUAUGAGAGAGGAAUGUGUUUAUAUUGGAAAAUCGUUGUCCUUACAUAAUGUGUGAAAUCAUCAAUGUUAAGUUAGAAUGUGCUUCAAGCUGCCGUUUAGUAAACGGGCUUGUACUCUUGUACCCUGAUUUUAGUGAAAGGCUGUAGUAUCCAUGCAACUUAGAUUUUAAAUUCAUGGUGUUUGUGAAUGACAACGAACAUCAUUAAGAAUAAGGUAGAAUUUAGCUUAGGAUUUUUUAAAUCUAGAUUUGAUAAUACUUUCAAAUUGAACAACAGUAAAAAUGAAAUUAAUUGGAGCCUAUGAUUGUAUCAUGAAUGGUAGCCUAAAGUUAUGAAUUUGAAAACUUGUAUUUAAAUGCCAUUUCAUUCUGAAAUAAAAGGAUGCGUUUUGACGAAUGACUAGUUGAAAUUGUGAAACAGUUUCAGAUUGAGUUUAAUUGAGUCGCGAACUUAUUAUAUAACUGGUUUGUGUGAGUUAAAAUAAAAAUGAUUUAUACACGGUAAA